This is a messenger RNA of Myotis daubentonii (Daubenton's bat), 946 nucleotides long. RefSeq names its product chymase-like. Gene Ontology annotation, biological process: proteolysis. The record is from RefSeq and is a predicted model, not a curated record. Gene Ontology annotation, molecular function: serine-type endopeptidase activity. Gene Ontology annotation, cellular component: intracellular membrane-bounded organelle; cytoplasm. NCBI's taxonomy places the organism in Eukaryota, Metazoa, Chordata, Mammalia, Chiroptera, Vespertilionidae.
GACAGAAGCCGAACCUGCCAUGGGCAGCCUCUCUGACAAGAUGGGUCAUCUUCCUCUUCCCCUGCUGAUCUUCCUCCUUUGCUCCACAUCUGAAGCCGGGGAGAUCAUCGGGGGCACAGAAUGCAAGCCUCACUCCCGCCCCUACAUGGCCCACCUGGAAAUUACCACUCCCCAGAAUUCAGUGGUGCAUUGUGGUGGUUUUCUGAUAAGACGGAACUUUGUGCUGACAGCUGCUCACUGUGAAGGAAGGUCUAUAAUGGUCACCCUUGGAGCCCAUAACAUAACAAAGAAAGAAGACACAUGGCAGAAGAUUAAGGUCAUGAAACAAUUCCCUCAUCCAAAAUUUGAUUACAUUCUUGCUCAUCAUGACAUCAUGUUACUAAAGUUGAAUGAGAAAGCCAACCUGACCCUGGCUGUGGGGACACUCCCCCUUCCACCCCAGUUCAACUUCAUCCCACCUGGGAGAAUGUGCCGGGUGGCUGGCUGGGGAAUAACAGAAGUGGAGAAAUCAGGCUCUGACACUCUGCAAGAGGUAAAGCUGAGACUCAUGGAUCCCCAGGCCUGCGGACACUUCAGAACUUUUGACCACAAUCUCCAGCUAUGUGUGGGCAAUCCCAAAAAGGCAAAAUCUGCAUUUAAGGGAGACUCAGGAGGUCCUCUUCUGUGUGCUGGGGUGGCUCAAGGCAUUGUCUCCUAUGGAAAGGAGACUGCAAAGUCCCCUGCUGUCUUCACCCGGAUCUCCCAUUACCGGCCCUGGAUCAAUAAGAUCCUGAAGAAGAAUUAACCCUGGAGUCUGGGCCAGCCCAAGAGGAAAUCUGAACCAAAUCUGAGCAGAUUCUCUGUACCACAUACUCUGGUUCCUGCUAAAGUCCUGGCACACCCAUCAUCCUCAAGAAGAUUCCUCUAGGUCACUAAACUCUCAAUCAACCUCAAUAAAGACUCAAGU